UACCCACUGAAUGCCUGCUCAACCAUUACAACUGGAGUCAGCAUGUGGAAACAACUGUGCAGCUUUGCCGUUUAUUCAUAAUGUUUAAAUCAAUAUUAUUGCCACCCACAGAGUAAACAUAUGGAUCUGGCAUACGGUCAGCAAUGAGUGCUUCUGCGGGGACUGGAGUGUUUGUGCUCUCCUUGAUGUCUAUUCCCAUCUGCUACUUGUUCAACUCUCUCGUCUACAACAACAGUGCUGAAGCCUUCUUCGCUGGAUGUGCAACAUUCAUCUUUCUGAUCAUAUCUGCCCGUUUUAUACUCAAGAGGAAAGCUCCUUUAGACUCUCUUUUCUAUGUGUAUGCAGUCCACGCGUUCUUCAGUGUGGUGAGCUUAAUCAUCGGACUGGAACAGGACAACAUCAUUGAUGGAUUUGUGACUUUUUACCUCAAAGAGGCCGAUCCGCACAUUAAUACAGCACAUGGCCACAUGAUGUCCUAUUGGGAUGGCUGCGUGCAUUAUCUCAUGUAUCUGCUCAUGAUUGCUGCAAUUACUUGGGGGGACAACUUCAGAGCUAUUGGACUCUACUGGGUUGGGUCUUUUGGUAUGCGUUCCAUUAUCUACCUUCUUGGGAAUGCUGUUGGAAAAUAUGAAACUGAAAUGGGUCCUUUCUUCUUCCUUCACUUGCUGUACAUCUUUGUGUCUGUUUGGGCUUGUUUUCGCAUCUUUAAUCAUCCUUCCACACAAAUUGUUGAGUUGACAAACAUCCAGGAUGCUCAGAGGAUGACAUUAUUACAGAGACCUUUGGACUUGUGUUUUGUGAUCAGCCUCAUCCCAGCUACAACUUUCUGUGUCUUCAGAGGUCUGGUUGCCCUGGACUGCUCCAACACACUAUGCCAACACUAUGUACAACAUUAUGAGCCAUAUGUGAAAGACCCCUCGGCCUACGCUAAAAUACAUAUGCUGGUAAGCAUGCUGUACUCAGGCCCAUACUACAUCAUGACUCUCUACAGCUUGUUGGUUCCAGGAUGUGAGUGGAUGCUGGACUUGACUCUUGUACAUUCAGGUGCAAUAGCACAAGCCCAGUUCUCUCAUAUCGGCGCCUCCCUCCACACACGGACGCCAUUCUCUUACAGAGUUCCCGUUGACAACCAAACUGUCUUUUUGCUGGUUAAUAUCCUGUAUGCUGUGGUGCCUCAGGCCCUUUGCUACCGCUACACUACCAGGCCUGCCUUCUUCCUCAGGGGAAUGCCAAAUAGGAAAAAUGCUUGAGUGUACACUCUCUUACAGAAGGGCUGGUAUUAACCAAGACUCUGUAGUAGCUAGUUGAGAUAAAUAAAUGAGUGAUUGGUGAUGGAAAAUAAAACAUGUUUUGGAGCGUGUACCAUAGCAGUAUAUCCAUCCAUUAAACUUUAUUCUCCUCACAUAAUUAGAAGUAUUAUAUAUUUUCAUGGGACAACAUUAAAUAUCAAGGUUUUCUGAGGGGACAGUGCAUCUACACUGUUAUACAGGUAAUACAUUACAAUGUAGCAGUGUUGUCCAAUGAAAAAUAUAAUUAUAUAUUGAGGAAAAAAUGUGAGGGGUUUGCUCAAUUUUGUGAGAUACAGUAUUUCAUUAAUCAUGUGAAAUACAUAUUAUCUGCACAUGUGUUUUUUUUAAACUGUAAAGCUUUCUUUCUUCUGUUGUGGAAAAUCAGUAAUAGUUUGGAAAGAUACAAGAUAAAGAAAACCUCAAGAGUUUAAGGCAUAAUGAGUUUGAGCGUGUUUGUUCUGUUCAAUAUUUUAUUGUUAAUAAAAUUGGUUCAUAUUUGA
Messenger RNA from Syngnathus typhle (broad-nosed pipefish), 1789 nucleotides. RefSeq names its product transmembrane 6 superfamily member 1-like. NCBI's taxonomy places the organism in Eukaryota, Metazoa, Chordata, Actinopteri, Syngnathiformes, Syngnathidae. The record is from RefSeq and is a predicted model, not a curated record. The transcript is spliced from 10 exons. Bases 144 to 1250 code for a protein of 368 amino acids. Gene Ontology annotation, cellular component: lysosomal membrane.